Aphis gossypii (cotton aphid) is the source of this 1379-nucleotide messenger RNA. RefSeq lists its product as uncharacterized. The coding region runs from base 147 to 1085 and encodes 312 amino acids. The transcript has 4 exons. Lineage: Eukaryota; Metazoa; Arthropoda; Insecta; Hemiptera; Aphididae. The record is from RefSeq and is a predicted model, not a curated record.
GUUUGAGUAAAAUAUUUAUUACUUAUUAUUUUUAUUAAUUUUAUUACUACGGUGUGCGUCUUAUAUUUUAAUAUAUGUAUAUAAGUUCAAAAGUGUAAAAAAAUUGAACGAACUAAGCUAAAAAUAAAAUUUUAUUUUGGUCAAAAAUGAAUUCUGAUAUUGAUAUGGAGGAUCAGAGUGCUGAAAAUGAAGACUUUGAAGCCGUUCAGACUUUAUUAAAAACAUAUAGAUCACAUAACUAUAUUGAAAAAAGAAAAGCCAUAAAGAGCAAUACAUUUCAACAUCCCUAUAAUAUCAAGGAGAGCUUAGGAGAAACGCUUGGAGAUAUAGUUAUCAACUUGAUACCUAAACAUGAAUUGGAACAGAUGGAGGAAAACGAAACAGUACCACUAAAUUUCGAGGUGACGGCGAAAAAUGUAUUAUCAAACAACAUAAAACUAACACCAGCGGAUACCGGUGAUAAAACUAUGGAAUUAUACUUCAAUACAAUAAUGCGCGUCGGUGAACGUCUAAAACAACAAGCUGAAAUUAAACUGAAUAAUGAACAUGACAAAGCACUUCAAAGAAAAGUUGAACAGUUAUUAGAAGAAAAAAAUAAGGUUUUGAAUGAGAAGAUUAGACCCGUUGAAAGAGCAAAAUAUGAAAAAAAUUUAGCUGUAGUUGUGGACGAAUUCAACAAUUUCAAGUUCGCUAAAGCCAAACAGUGCAUUAAAAUGAAUAUAAUGAACAAGUGUAAGAAAGAAAUAGAAAAUAAUUCGAUUAUGCUUGGGCGUUGUUUGAAAAACAUUUUGAAAAUGUCCGCAGAAAAAUUGGAGAGAGAGAUGAGAAAUGAAUUUUAUUACCAAAUGAAAAUUGCUCGAAGUGAAUUGUACGAAGAAUUUAUGGAUGAGAAACGUGAAUGUAAACUUUGCUGGGAAAAGAAACUGAAAACGGUGAAAGAAAAAAAUGAUAGAGAACUGAAACAUUUGAAGGUAUCAAUGGAGGCAGAGUACAUACAAAACUUAACCGAACUACAUCAUUGGUAUGAAAUACAAAAGCAAAAAAUAAUAUUAGAAAAAUUAAAUAUGAAUGGAACCAAAUCCUAAAAAAAAAAAGAUGUGAAAACUCCAACGUCCAACAUAUAUUGAUUGUACCCAAAUAAAUACAACACAAUAUCACCGAAAAGUUUAAUGAAUUCGUAUCACAUACUUUCGUAUAUUAAUUACAAUAUAAUAUUGAUUACACGGUCUUUGAUCAUAAAUUUACCGGUCGCACACAAAUAUUUACCGAUAAUAAUCACUUAUUAUUAUCAUACAAUAUGUUGGCUAUACUAAAAUGUUGUGUUUUUUUAACAAUUUAUAAACUUUUGGAAUAAAACAUUUUUAAUAUUUGUUUUUAAA